Suncus etruscus (white-toothed pygmy shrew) is the source of this 545-nucleotide messenger RNA. It is a transcript of the gene FAU, whose product is annotated as FAU ubiquitin like and ribosomal protein S30 fusion. Gene Ontology annotation, molecular function: structural constituent of ribosome; protein binding. Gene Ontology annotation, cellular component: ribosome; cytosolic small ribosomal subunit. The transcript is spliced from 5 exons. The record is from RefSeq and is a predicted model, not a curated record. Lineage: Eukaryota; Metazoa; Chordata; Mammalia; Eulipotyphla; Soricidae. The coding region runs from base 98 to 499 and encodes 133 amino acids. Gene Ontology annotation, biological process: translation.
GCUAGGAGCAGCGAGGACGUGCGCGCUCCCGCUUCUUCCUCUUUCUCGACUCCAUCUUCGCGGUAGCAGCAGCGGUUCCCGCUGUCCAGUCGCCGACAUGCAGCUCUUUGUCCGCGCUCAGGAGCUCCACACCCUCGAGGUGACUGGUGAGGAGACUGUCGCCCAGAUCAAGGAUCAUGUGGCUUUGCUGGAGGGCAUCGCCCCCGAAGAUCAAGUCCUCCUUCUGGCCGGCACACCCCUGGAGGAUGAGGCCAUCCUCGGCCAGUGUGGGGUGGAGGCGCUGACAACUCUGGAAGUCGCAGGCCGAAUGCUGGGAGGGAAAGUCCACGGCUCUCUGGCCCGUGCAGGGAAAGUGAGAGGCCAGACUCCCAAGGUGGCCAAACAGGAGAAGAAGAAGAAGAAGACUGGCCGGGCCAAGCGACGGAUGCAGUACAACCGGCGCUUUGUCAAUGUGGUGCCCACUUUUGGCAAGAAGAAGGGGCCUAAUGCCAAUUCCUAAGUCUGCAAUCUUGGCUUUCUGGAAUAAAGCCACAGAGCCCAGCUGA